Acanthaster planci (crown-of-thorns starfish) is the source of this 3401-nucleotide messenger RNA. Its product is annotated as solute carrier organic anion transporter family member 4A1-like. Gene Ontology annotation, molecular function: protein binding. The record is from RefSeq and is a predicted model, not a curated record. Gene Ontology annotation, biological process: sodium-independent organic anion transport; transmembrane transport. Lineage: Eukaryota; Metazoa; Echinodermata; Asteroidea; Valvatida; Acanthasteridae. Gene Ontology annotation, cellular component: basolateral plasma membrane.
AUGACUCCCGAUGAUGAUGGUCUGGUUACGGACAGCGAUGGUGGCCACAUCGAAAAUGGCAACGGAAACAUACAGACGGAACAGAACGCCAACAGGAAGGGGUGCGAUAUCACUGCGACGUCGGACCUCAACAAGGACGUGGAGGACCCCGCAAAGAGCCCAUUUCGCUACGGUUGCUUCGGCUGGACUCCUCGGUGGAUGCAGCGGUUCAACCGAGCCCCUUGGUUGUUAAUCGUGCUCAGCGCAUUUUGUACUGCUCAGGGUCUCGUUAUCAACGGUUACAUAAACACCGGUAUAGGCACCAUUGAACGCCGUUUCGAGCUGAGCAGCAGGGCAUCGGGGCUUAUCGUCAGCAUGUACGAUAUCACGUGCGCAAUCCUGGUCCUGUUCGUGACGUACGUUGGUGGGCGUGGCCACAAACCCAAAUGGCUGACCUGGGGGUUAAUUUUCAUGGGCACUGGCUCCGCCAUAUUCGCCCUGCCCCAUUUCACGACAGGUCUGUACCAGCCGGUGGUCGGCGCAGACUCCAUCCUCUGCACGAAUGACACUUCGGGAGAGCCACAGUGCCAAGACGGCACGGGUGGCGACUCCAGUCUGUCCAAUUACUUCUACCUGUUCCUGGUGGCUCAGGUGUUUCACGGGAUAGGGGCCCUCCCGCUCUACACCCUCGGGGUCACGCUGCUGGACGAAAGCGUGACGACAAAGCAGACUGGAUUGUAUCUGGCUUGGUUCUACGGUUUCUCUGCACUCGGUCCGGCACUUGGUCUCGUCUCAGGUGGUGUCUUCCUUGGUAUCUACACUGAUCUACGAGCUGACAGUGUCAAUGUGACAUCCUCGGACCCAGCCUGGGUAGGAGCAUGGUGGAUUGGUUUCGUCAUAGGUGCCAUUCUGUCCUACAUCGUUGCAAUUCCAAUGAGUGGGUUCCCAACAGAGUUGCCCACUACCGCCAAGAUCCGAGCCGAGAAAGAAUCCCAGGCCCACAUCGCUGGCCACGAGGAAGAGGUCACCCGGCCCAAUUUUGGUACCAAACUAUCCGACAUCCCCAAGGCCGUCAAGUACCUUUUCAUUAACCCAACCUUUGUGUGCGUCAGCCUGGCAGCCAGUGCUGAGAGCCUGGUCAUCAGUGGGUUUGCGACUUUCUCGCCGAAGAUACUUGGGAUUCAGUACGGCCUUUCGCCCGGUGUAUCCUCUGCUAUUGUCGGUAUUUUUGCCGUACCGGCGGCUGUUGGAUCUACAUUUCUAGGCGGAUGGUUGAUCAAGCGAUUCGACCUGAAAGUCCGUGGAAUGUUGCGCCUGAGCAUCGUCUGCGUGAUUAUCGUGAUCGUGUUUUCAUUCUGCUUGCUGUUGAUCUGUCCUCAGGAAAUAGUAGCCGGUAUUAACUCCAAUUACUAUGCAAACGAGACAGGAAUCCAGGACACUUUGAAGGAUCCUUGCAACGCGGACUGUGGGUGUGACAAUUCGGCAGACUACAGCCCUGUCUGUGGCGACAACAACCUGCAAUACUUCGAUCCGUGUCAUGCUGGAUGCAAGUCAAACUCGGAAGAUGGAGUUUUCUCUGACUGCAGCUGUUUGGAUAUCGGUAACUGGACCGAUUCGUCCCUGAAGGUCUCCCAGGGCCAAUGCCCCGUUGACUGUGGCAUCGUUCUGCCGCUCUUCCUAAUCGGAUAUUUCAUCUCCAUGUUCUUCAACUUCAUGCCGGGAAUUCCUGCCACGAACACGUGUCUCAGAUGUGUUCCUGACACGCAACGGUCGUUUGCUCUGGGUGUCCAGUGGCUGUUUGCUCGUUUGUUAGGCUCUGUUCCAGGCCCUAUUCUCUUUGGUAACGUCUUAGACACCAGCUGUCUCCUGUGGCAAGACGACUGUGGUAGCCGGGGUGCCUGCUGGUUAUACGACCGGCAGAUGCUGGCCUGGAAACUGCUGCUGAUCGGGGCGGGCUUUAAGGGAGUUAGCUUCCUCUUCUUCGCCCUGUCUCUCAUCUUUUACAGGUCCGCCCACGACAACGACGGAGACGAAAAGAAGGCGACAGAUCCCGGGGAGGUCGAGGUGGACAUGGAGGGGAAAAGGGAAUCGUAUAAGCGGAUGGAGUCGUCCAGCAGCACGGCAGAGAUCGUCGCAAAUGCCGUGUAUGGAGAGACUGCCGAAGAGGGAGAAGUGGAAUAACCGCUAUCGGAUAAUCAAGGGAUGUUCCUCCCGUGAUAGUACAACGUGAUCCUUGGAAGCCCUGUUGUUGGACAUAAUCUCGUAUGACGAGUCUGACGAGCUAUAUAAUAUAUAGCUCGUCAGACUUAUCAGAGUAGCCAGUGAAAUUUGUUACCAUGCCAAGGUUUUUCAUAUGUAUUGACCAUGUACCACAACAUGGCCCAUGGGAAGCGUUUCAUCAUUACUGUAAAAAGCAAUUAGGCCUUCAUGCAGACAAAUUAAAGUUGCCCGGAAUUCAAAAGAAAGGAAAAAAAUACGAUGAGAACAAGGAUGGGGACGUAAGAAGAUUUCAUCUGAAGACAUCAAAGAACCGAAAGAAAUACGUUUGUUACGAGCCAAAACUCUCGCUGAAGACAAGGGUAAAUUCCAGCAAUAGACAAUGAUAGACAUCCAAUUCUUGUACAUAUAAGAGGGAACAUAAAAAGUGUUUAAUAGAUUCGUUUGUAUCAGGAUGUUGCCAACAAAAUCUUUGAAACCAAAAUUAUUUUCCAAAGGUUCAUAAAUAACAAUGCUUAUCGACUUGUCGAAGUUGCUGUAAAAAUAUGAAAAUAUUUGGGAAAAUAAAUUUAGUUUGUACUACAUUCGCAGCAAAUCAGCUUUAAUCAUAAAUAAGGUACACAUUUUUAUUAAAUUAUACAUAAAAGUUGACAUUAUUAUCACAUGUAAAAGUAUGUGUUUUUACAAAUUCAAACUUGUUUUUUAAUGCUUCUCAUAAAUUUCAUUUCACUGUUCCUACAUUGUUGAGUGUACAACUGCUUUUUCUAAUGUAUACAAAAGGCAAAUGAAAGUAUAAAUGGUUGGCUAUAUUUCCCUGACGAAGACGGCACACUCACGAAGGCACAAAGGGCUACUAGUCCUUUACAGCGUAGUUUUACUUUCAACUUUAUAGUGUUCCUAAUAUAAAUGGGUUUGGCAGUAGCCUGUGUGGCCGAUGCUGUUGAGAAUUUCUUUGGUUUAGAAAAGGUUUUGCGAGACAGAUUUGCAUAAGAGGAAUGGCUUUGCUCAUAAUACAAGAAAUAUGUCCAUCCUUGAGAUUUUAAACACGUUCUUACUUGAUGUAGUGCGUACUAGGGAUGUAUGCAAAAAUUUAUAAAAGCGCCUGUAGCCCCAGCCUUUGAUGACCAGUCUUGACUCCUGAGGUUGGUUCGUCUGUUGAUCUCAAGAGCCACUGCAAGAGAGCGCUAUUGCCCUUCUGUGGAUGG